UUUUAAGUGUCAGUUGAACAAAACGCGAGCUCGACAACGGAAUCGUUUAAAAAAAGAAAAUCUUGCGCGCAUGCCACGAAGUUUAUCCGGCAACUUCGUUUCGAAACAAAAAAGUCUUUAUAAAUGCACGUUUUAAAUUGUAACGAAAACGCAACAUGCCGACUGCUAUCGAAAUGAACAACAAUUCCGAUCAUAUCUCUUCGAUUUAUCGAGCCAGAAGCGAUUCGAGAACUUCUUCCGUAUCGAGCGCUUCAAGCAAUGACACAAGUGAAGAAUUAUUGCCGUUAGAAGAACGAUCUCAAGAUGGUUUAAAAGAAAAUGGAAAAGAGAUAGCCGAUAAAAGAAGAUUUCGCUCUAUGUCUGACGGAUCACCGACAAUCGCCGGUCAAGAUGAACCUUUCGAAAUCUUUCCAAGUCUUCCAGAUCCCGUUUUAGAAAAGAUGGGGCUCUUGGGAGAUAGCCCAAAGGAAAGAUUGAACGAAGAAGAACUAGAACAAAAAUUUGUAGCUUUAGCUUUAGCGUUUCGGAUAGAUUCCGCGACGAUUCAAGACCGUUGUUUAAGGCAGAAAAGAUAUCGCGAUCAAACCGAAAAAAAUCUUUUAGUAGAAAUCGAUCGAUUAGUUGAUAGGGCCUAUAAAUUACAACAAUUGUGCGUCGACGCCGAAACCACCGAAUUAUUAACCGACCUUUUAGGACAAGUGGAUGUUGUUAUGAAAGCAGCUUCGCAUGCCACGAUUUCCGCGGAACGAUUCGGGGCCGUUCAACACGAAGAUAGAUUAGCACAAAGCGUUCAAUUGAUGAUCAAUCACGUCACCUUGUUAAAACAACAAAGAGAUUCAGCCAGAAAACAUUUACAAUACACAAAAAAAGUUCUUCAAAAUACCCCUCAUAAUUUGGAUGAAUCACAAAAAUCUAAAUCACCACAAGGAACACCUUUACUAAGUAAACGAAGAGCAAGUAUAGCAACAAUCACCCAAAAAGGUGGAAGUUUUGAUUCAAAAAUGCGAACGAGAAGGCCGUCUGAAAUGGCGUUUCGAACUUCGGCUUUACCGAGAAUUAGUCGACCUUCAAGAUUAGAACUUGGUGUUGAUCUCGUUAAAAUUAAAGAGGGAACGACUGAAGGACUAGAAAUCGUUCAAAACGAAGAACGCAAAGAGGAAAUUAUUAAAGAACCCGAAUUAUUACCAAAUGAUGAUAUUGAAUCUAGUCAAAUUGAACAAAAUUACUCAGAAUUAACGCCUAGGGAAAAAGUUGUUUGUUAUGUUAAAAAAUUUAACGAGAUUUCUACGAUUAAAUACAAAAAUUGGACGGAAAACGGGUCAAUUACGGAAAUAUUAAUCGUAGCGACGUUUAUUUGUUUUACUUUAGGUUUUAUUAGCUUAGGAAACGUUUUAAUUGAGCUCGAAUAUGCAAAAUAUAGCUUAAAUAAUCAAGAAUACUCGAUUAUUAUUUUCUUUAAAAACUUAAUUGGUUAUUUUAGCAAAUUAUUUGAUUCUAGGUCUGUAGUUACUUAACUUAAAUUGUAUUUUUAUUAUAAAUAUUAAUUAAAUAAAAUUGGCUGUUAACAA
Molecule: messenger RNA, 1568 nt
Organism: Onthophagus taurus
Lineage: Eukaryota; Metazoa; Arthropoda; Insecta; Coleoptera; Scarabaeidae
Product: inositol 1,4,5-triphosphate receptor associated 2
Source: RefSeq, a predicted model, not a curated record